This is a messenger RNA of Myxocyprinus asiaticus (Chinese sucker), 3625 nucleotides long. RefSeq names its product potassium channel subfamily K member 4 (gene kcnk4b). The transcript is spliced from 8 exons. Gene Ontology annotation, biological process: stabilization of membrane potential; potassium ion transmembrane transport. The record is from RefSeq and is a predicted model, not a curated record. Gene Ontology annotation, cellular component: membrane. Gene Ontology annotation, molecular function: potassium ion leak channel activity. NCBI's taxonomy places the organism in Eukaryota, Metazoa, Chordata, Actinopteri, Cypriniformes, Catostomidae. The coding region runs from base 438 to 1850 and encodes 470 amino acids.
GCUCUCUCAGAUAUGGUCACUCUCUCAACCCUGUCUUAUUGAGUACCUUUUCAUUCUUAGACACUCAGCAACAGUCUCUUUCCAACACACACACACACAUCUACUUACACACCUCUGUAGUGACACACACAUAUUUACACACCCUCUAUAUUGAUUGCCUGGAAGGAAUCCUGCAGUUUGCGGCUGCAGCUCUCUGGACAUGCAGGACCGUGUCUGAGGUGGGAGAUGGGCUUGAGGACGUGUGUUGUCCCUUCAAUCAUAUUGCGAGGACGAGGGGUUUCCACGUGGUUACGGAUCCGGAGACUCUAUCCUUAACCACUGCCACAGACAGAACUGUACAAGCCGGAAAAGGAGGAAAAAGAAAGUUCCAUCCCAAGGAGGACACACUCCAGUAGUAGAAACCACAAGAACGGACAGAAUACAGUAGACGUUCAGUCAUGCAUGGCUCCACCCUUACAUUGAUCUUUACUGGGGUGCUCCUGUACUUAGUGAUGGGGGCACUGGUGUUCAAUGCACUUGAGGCCCCGUAUGAGGAAGGCCACCACAUCCGGCUGCAAAUCACCCGUCAGGAGUUUCUGGGCAAUAACACCUGUGUGAACCCUGAAGAUCUGAAGGAGCUGUUAGAUAAAGUGGCAGAAGCAAUCAGUGUUGGAAUUCAUCCUAGCAGCAAUGCCACAUACAGUUCCAGUUGGGACCUGUCCAGUGCUUUCUUCUUCUGUGGCACCAUUGUCACCACCAUUGGUUAUGGGAACAUCGCUCCAAAGACAACGUGGGGUCAGUUCUUCUGUAUCUGGUAUACGCUGGUGGGCAUUCCCUUGUUUGGAUUUCUUCUGGGUGCAGCAGGAGAUCAUCUGGGGACUUCGCUAAGGAAUGCCAUUGCAAAAGUUGAAGCUCUUUUAUGGAAAUGGAAGGUGAGCCCAACCAUUGUGCGUGUCAUCACCGCAGUGCUGUCCAUCCUGUUGGGCUGUGUUCUCUUCAUCUUGGUGCCAGUUUUAGUCUUCCAGAAGGUGGAAAACUGGACUCUUCUAGAAUCUGCCUAUUUUGUGGUUAUCACCCUCACGACUGUGGGCUUCGGAGACUAUGUUGCAGGUGAUAGCGGUGAUGCAGGUCAAAAUCAUUGGUACAAGCCUCUGGUCUGGUUCUGGAUUUUGUUUGGUUUGGCCUACUUUGUGUCCAUUCUUUCCAUGAUUGGGAACUGGAUUCUGGUUCUAACCAAAAAAACCCGCGCUGAGAUGGAGGAGUUGAGGGCACAUGCCUCAGACUGGACUCAGAACAUUCAGAACAUGUCCGUGGAUUUCAACAUUGCUGGAAAACUGGAAGAUCCUUUCAAGCGUACCAGGCGAAAGCGGCGCCACAGGCGCCACAGACGCAGCGACAGCCAGGGCGAAACUGGUGGAGCUGGAGAGGAUAGGAGGGGGGAGUACGAAUCAGAAUCUGGCUCUUACUCCGCCUCAUCUGACGAGUCGGAGGGCAGCUCUGAGACUGAGUCAGAGGUGACCGAGACAGAACGGGUGCUGGAGGGAGGUGUCGUCAAAGAUGUUGAGAAAGAGGAAAAGCCGAAAGCACCCACCAUUGCCAAAGAUCGCAUCUUCUCUCAGCCCUUGGAUUACUUUGGGGAAAAUCUUGCCUACAUUGAUGAGUCCUCAGACGCAGUGAGUGGGAAAAUUCACCUGGACCCCCUCCUGGAUGUACCUGAAUCCAAUCCGGCUUCUAAAGACAAGGCCAAAAGAAGACGUCAAAGGAGACACUUGAGAAAUCCACAGAAGAAAUACAAGGAUCCUCAGAAACCCGUGUCUACCAAAACCAGUCCAGGUGAACCAGAUAAUAAUAAGCCAAAUGGAGACAUUUAGCCAAAAGAACCCUCUCCACCGAAGCUGAGCAAGCAUGGUGUUCAUGGGGUUUAUAAUUCCUCAUAAAAGCCUUCAUCCUCCUCUUUGACAUGUAAUAUGUGUCACUGGAAUAAAGUUUUGCUACUGCUUGCAUUAGCGUAUGCUGUGCUUUACUGUGAAGGCACCUGGCAUUAUUCUCAAAUUUUACUGGGACUCUUGCCUACAGCAAAAAAAAAAAGUUAGACAAGGGAUAUCAAUGAAGUCUAAAAGUAUAAAACUAUCUAUGUGCCUAAAAUGAAAAGGGAAAAAAAGGAUGAGGUCCCAUCUUAGACAACACAGCAUGAACGAACGGGUGAGAAGUUUUAUUGGGUAAUCAGAUAGUGGUCCAAUGACCAUUAGUCAUAACUCCAUAUGCAGAAAGUCCAUUAAGAUUAGAAUCUUAGUGCCAUCUACUGGACAGUUCUGCAGUCAGAUUCUCUGCACAUGGCUGAUUAAUGUUAUUGCACAUGCUGUGUACAGAUUCAGUUGCUGUUUUAUUCUGUGUGCCUUUUGCUCCUUUCCUUAUUUCAUGGCUUGAUAAUAAAGGAAUGACACCUUCCAUUAAGAGGAUGCAGAUGCUAAAGGGAUAGUUCACCCAAACAUUUAAAUUCUGUAUUCUGUUAUCUGACCCUCAUGUUGUUCGAAACCUGCAUGAAUUUCUUUCCUCCGUGGGACACAAAAGGAGAUGUUAGGCAGAAUGUUCAGUCUCAUUCACCAUUCACUUUCAAUGUAAGUGAAAGUGAAUGGUGACUGAGGCUAACAUCUCCUUUUGUGUUAAAUGGUAACAGAAUUUGUAAUUUUUUUGGGUGAACUAUCCCUUUAAUAAUCAACCUCAUCUCAGUUGAUGCUGACUGCUUGUGUACAUCAAACUGAACAUUACUUGGUCAAUAAUGUGAUUGUGCAUAGAGAGCUAGACGAUACGUGUGCGCGCGAGGUAGACGAUACGUGUGUGCGCGCGCACGCGUGUGUGUGUGUGUGUGUGUGGACUACAUCACUGCAGUCCAUUACAUUAUGUGGUCAAGUUACACCCAAGAAGAAAAUAUGUAUUUCAGUAAUACUGUGCUGUAGUAACCCCUUUUAUUUUUUUACAAUCUCUAUUUGACUGGGUUAAAUCUUCCACUUUAUAUACCUGCAGGUAAAAAAGAAAUACAUUUCACUUGUAUUCCAUUGUCAUGACAGUAUUUUGUACAGUGUAUGAGAAUACUGACCAACUUACUAUUUAAAAUAAACAAGACUAUGUGUGUCUGUGUUUAUGUGUGCAGACAUGCUUGAAGGGAUAGUUCACCCAAAAAUUCUGUCAUCCUUAACCAAAGCCUUUCUUACAUGGAAUGCAAAAGGAGAUGUUAGCCUCAGUCCCCUUUUACUUCUGUUGCUUCUUUUUUCCAUACAGUAAAUGUGAAUGGUGACUGAGGGUAACAUUAAGCUUUUUGGAUGAACAAUACCUUUAAUGUAUGCAUAUAAUGUACUCACCACAUUCCUAGAGCUUGUUGAUCCUCUGAAUGUCAAUGGUAGACAUUUCCACCCUCUGUCCGAUCUUCACUGAAGAGUCAGGAAUAUGAGUGAUGGUUUCCUUCCCAGACUGUAUGACGAAGGCAGUCCUGAAAAUGGAAAGUGACACACUUUUUAUAUUGAUAAUGAAGCAUGUUUUUAAAAUAAAUAAGGAUGAUGUUUUACCUUAAUGCAUGAUGGAGUUAUAGUCAUAAGGGGUAUUCAAAUUAUUUGUAUUAUUCUUCUCAAAGUUGUUUGAAGAUGCUGUC